This is a messenger RNA of Podospora pseudocomata, 1365 nucleotides long. RefSeq lists its product as uncharacterized. The record is from RefSeq and is a predicted model, not a curated record. The transcript has a single exon. NCBI's taxonomy places the organism in Eukaryota, Fungi, Ascomycota, Sordariomycetes, Sordariales, Podosporaceae. The coding region runs from base 1 to 1365 and encodes 454 amino acids.
AUGGCGGAUGCGAGAGGGAUCGAGAUUGGGUUGGUUGGGGACCAGGAGAAGGGCAGAGCAUCGUGGCGGUUUAGCUUCUUCCAAAACUCAUUUGUCAGGCGGAAUGGGAUCUGGCAGUUUCUCAAUGUCACGAUCGCACCGUUGGUUGUGGCGAAUUACUCUGAUGGUUGGGGGCACGGGGGAGUUAUGCCAGCGAGUACUGUUGAUCCAGUGUUGCUGGAUUACACCACGAGGGGUACCAACAAGCCUAUCGCUCAGACAACGACGGCAGACUCCCUCGAAGAGCUAUCCCGUCGCCUUUCUAGGUCAUAUGGCUACGAAGGCGCAGAAUCCAUCUCCAACGCCUAUGGCUUCUAUAUCGACUUUAUCGACGGUGCCGCCUGCUCGCUCAUGGCCGCCAUCCACCACCCAUAUGCCAACAAAGAGUCACCGUUUGCCGGUUUCUACCACACCCGUCAGAGAGUCCUGGAGGCAUGCACACAAGCAUACGGCACGUCCGCUCGUCCCACCCGAUCUGCUAUAUCCUUUCACUGGAGGCCGCAGCCGGUGAUUCACGUUUCCCAAGACGGGCGUUCAGCGAGUUUGAGAGCGAGGCUACUGCAACCAGCCACCGACAAGACUGCAGGGACGAUCAGAGGGGGCAUGUACCAUGACCAAAUGGUGCUAGAUGAGAAUGGGAGCUGGAAGCUGUGGAGUUUGACGAUUGAUGAGUUUUACUGGACAAUGAAUAGCUGGAAAGAAGGCUGGGGAGGUGUGGAGGUGAGAGACAAGGACGCGCCGGAUCAGCCUCCUCCCAGAGACUUGGUUAGGCAGUACCCGCCGGAUCUCUGGCUGAAUGAGAUGGAAGGGGAAAGAGAAGUUGGGUUUAUGGGAGGGAGGGAAAGGUAUGUUUCUUGGCCAGAAAUUCAGAGAAUGUGGUUUGGGUAUAGAAAUCCAGUCAGUGGAGGGGUGCCGGAGAACGGAUCGUACUGGCCCGGGUGUGUGCCUUGCUAUCAACAUAAACCGGAGUGGGGGAUGACGAAACAUGGAUGGCAGGAGCCGCCUACUGGACCGACGUUGGUGAGGGCCAUGUUUGCGCCAGGAAAUGGGAGUUCGGAUGAUGGGACGUUUAUAUCGGUCUCGGUGACACCAGGACCGGGAGAGGUGGUGGAAGGUGUGGUGAGGUUAGUUGGAGAGCAAGUUGAGCUGGAGUAUGUGUUGACGGACAAGGACGAGGGACGAGUGACGUUUGAGUUGCCCAGAAAUCUGUCUGGGGGCUUUCACUUGUUGGAGGCCACGUUCUCGGGGAGCAACAGGUUGAAGCCGGGAAGAGACAUGAUCGAUCUGACACUCCCAGGAGGACCGGGCUCGCGGUUGGGUGACUGA